Molecule: messenger RNA, 1125 nt
Organism: Artibeus jamaicensis (Jamaican fruit-eating bat)
Lineage: Eukaryota; Metazoa; Chordata; Mammalia; Chiroptera; Phyllostomidae
Product: olfactory receptor 52E4
Exons: 2
Coding region: 190-1125 (311 amino acids)
Biological process (GO): G protein-coupled receptor signaling pathway
Cellular component (GO): membrane
Molecular function (GO): olfactory receptor activity; G protein-coupled receptor activity
Source: RefSeq, a predicted model, not a curated record
AUGAAAAUAGAAGGAGAUAGUGGCUCCCCUUUGCUGAGAGUGAUCCACAGCACUACUCUCCAUUCUCUUCACAAACAAAUACACAGAGCAUAAGGGAUUGGAACAGACAUCAGCAGGACCUUGAUAAGAAAAAAACCUUAAAGUAAGAUCCUACUCCUCAACAGGAAUUUAAUAACACUUGCUAAGAGAAUGCCUUCUGUCAAUGAUACCCAGUUCCACCCCCUCUUCUUUCUCCUACUAGGAAUACCAGGACUAGAAACUGUACAUAUAUGGAUUGCUUUCCCAUUCUGCAUUGUGUACCUGGUUGCCCUUGUGGGAAACAUCACCAUUCUCUUUGUGAUCAAGACUGAACACAGUCUCCACCAGCCUAUGUUCUACUUCUUGGUCAUGUUGUCUGUGAUUGACCUGGGUCUCUCCACAUCCACAGUCCCCAAAAUGUUGGGCAUCUUCUGGUUCAACCUCCAAGAAAUCAGCUUCGGAAGCUGCCUAGCUCAGAUGUUCUUUAUCCACAUGUUUACAGGCAUGGAGACUGUUCUACUGGUGGCCAUGGCUUAUGACCGUUUUGUUGCCAUCUGCAACCCUCUCCAGUACACAGUGAUCCUCACCAAUAAAACCAUCAGCAUCCUACUAUCUGUUGUUGUUGGGAGAAAUUUACUUCUUGUGACUCCAUUUGUGUUUCUCAUUCUGAGGCUGCCCUUCUGUGGACAUUACAUCAUCCCUCACACAUACUGUGAGCACAUGGGUCUUGCCAGGCUGGCCUGUGCCCCCAUCAAGGUCAACAUUAUCUAUGGGCUUAUGGUUAUUUCUAAUAUUAUUGUAGAUGUGAUCCUGAUUGCCUCUUCUUAUGUGCUUAUCCUUCGAGCUGUUUUCCGCCUUCCCUCUCAGGAAGCCCGACUAAAGGCUCUCAAUACCUGUGGUUCGCAUGUUUGUGUCAUGCUGUGCUUUUACACACCAGCAUUUUUUUCUUUUAUGACACACCGCUUUGGUCACAACAUUCCCCAUUAUAUCCACAUUCUUUUGGCUAAUGUAUACGUGGUUGUCCCACCUGCCCUUAAUCCCGUCAUCUAUGGAGUCAGGACCAAGCAGAUCCGGGAGCGCGUUAUAAAAAUAUUUGUAGAGAAAUAA